Messenger RNA from Laetiporus sulphureus 93-53, 1007 nucleotides. RefSeq lists its product as uncharacterized. Lineage: Eukaryota; Fungi; Basidiomycota; Agaricomycetes; Polyporales; Laetiporaceae. Gene Ontology annotation, cellular component: nucleus. The record is from RefSeq and is a predicted model, not a curated record. The transcript has 3 exons. The coding region runs from base 35 to 913 and encodes 292 amino acids.
CCGUUACUUAGACUUCCUCCAGGACUUCCCAUUAAUGAUCAUGUCCGCAUCGGUUCUCAUCUCGACCUUCCCUCCAUUCCCCACACUCUCCCUCUCUGCGUCCUUGGACGCUCCGUUCUCGACGCUCUACGACCUCCUCGCAGAGCGCUACCCCGAGCUCCCCUCUGACCUCGUCCUCUCGCUCCACCGCGGUUGUGCCCCUGCGCUCGACGCGCCUCUUUCUUCUCUCUUCUCAUUGAAUCAAGACGCCAACGAUGGGACGCCCCUGGUCAGCUUGCGUCUCGUGCCGAGGCUCAGAGGAGGCAAGGGCGGUUUCGGCUCGCAGCUGCGUGCCGCCGGAGGCCGCAUGAGCAGCCAGAAGACGAGCAACAACGACUCGUGCAGGGACCUGAGUGGAAGACGUCUCAGCACGAUCAAGGAGGCGAAGAGGCUGGCGGAGUACAUUGAGAGCGAGCCAUUGCGCAAGAAGGCUGAGCAGGAGGCAAAGAGGGCUAAGCUGGAGGCGCUGGAGAGGAAGCUUGGUAUCACUCACGCCGCGGAUGGUGCUGGUCCCUCUGAGCCGGAGCCGCUCGCGGGCAAGAAACAUCGCUUCGACGACACCGAGUAUCUAGAGCAGAGUCGGGAGAUUGUCGACAACGUGAAGAGUGCCGUUACCGUUGCUAUGCUCAAGAAGAAGAAGAAAGCUAAAACUUCGCACAGCCUUCGUGCGUCGGAUAAAGCAAUGGAAACGGCUGCUUUUGCUAAGGAAUCGAUCGCCAACGCCGCAGAGUCCGUGGCCGUGGUCACUGUAUCUGCUGCUUCCAUUGCGGUGGAGUUCGCUUCCUCCGCAUCAGGGAAGACUAUCGAGCCAUCUGUUACUACUCCCGACUUGGUCCCCGUAGCCUCUUCUACUGCCGAGGUGGCUAGCGCAUGAGCUGUAAUCUAUUGUACGAUGUACUGUGUAAUUCACUCGGUUGUCGUGUUGAGUAAUGUGACACCGUCAGUCUCUUCAAUCAACCUGAGCUCCG